CUCCAGCGGACCCGGUCCCUCCUUCUUUCCCAUCAUGGCUCCUGCGGCGGACAGGCUCGGUUACUGGGGAAGACCGACCUCAACGCUGGACUGGUGCGAAGAGAAUUAUGUCGUCUCGUUUUACAUCGCCGAGUUCUGGAACACCGUCAGUAACCUGAUUAUGAUCCUCCCUCCCAUUUAUGGAGCCCUGCAGACGUUUAAAAGUGGACUUGAAGUCCGUUAUAUGUGGUCAUUUUUAGGACUUGCAGCUGUUGGCAUUGGUUCUUGGUGCUUCCACAUGACACUGCAGUACGAAAUGCAGUUGCUAGAUGAGUUGCCGAUGAUCUACAGUUGCUGUGUCUUCGUUUACUGUUUAUAUGAGUGCUUCAAGCAAGAAAAUGCCAUUAACUACUUCCCAAUCGCACUUCUCCUUUUCUUCAGUAUUAUUGUUAGUGUGGUGUACUUGCUGUGGAAGGAGCCAGUGUUUCAUCAGGUCAUGUAUGGCGUGCUGGUGGGUUGCUUAGUGAUCCGGUCCGUUUUCAUAGUCACAUGGGUGUAUCCAUGGCUGAGAGCACUCUGUUACACGUCGUUAAGCAUCUUCCUGUUAGGAUUCAUUUUAUGGAACAUUGAUAAUAUGUUCUGUGACUCUUUAAGAGCCACGAGGCAGAGGCUGCCGCCUGUAAUCGGAGCAGUUACCCAGCUGCACGCCUGGUGGCAUAUUCUAACAGGCCUCGGCUCUUACCUGCACAUUCUUCUCAGCCUCCAGAUUCGCUCAACCUACCUCAAGUAUAGACCUAAAGUAAAGUUUCUAUGUGGCGUUUGGCCCGUCCUACACAUCGAGUCUCAGAAGACGAGUUGAAAGGGCGAGAAGGGGAUGAUGAUGGCAGCCAAUCGCAGAACCUUGGACACACUACAAGGUCCAGCCUGUCGCCUCCAGCGCAACCAGGAAGUGACCAGCAGCUGGACGUUUGGUCCUCCCAUCCCCAUAUUUCCCGUGCUUCGGUUUACCAAGUGUAGUUUGGAGAGAGUUUCCCUGCAGUGGAGGGAGGGUCUGUUUUCGUUUGUUUAUUCCAGAGUAGAUCAGAUCAUCGUGCUAGACAUGUAAGGAGAUGGCACACUAUUUGUUAUGCACUCAGUAGGCCUACAUUAACAGCCCUUAUGAGGGACUCAAUAGGGUUUUGAAUAUGGUCAAAUUGCCGUUUUGGUGGAUGAUUUUAAUUUCCUCUGUGUAGGCGUAGUAAACGUUGCAUUAAAUAUAUAUUAGCUAAUCACAUCUACUCAUUUUCAGCCUUGAUUGCUUUUUAAAUCAUUAACAUAUUUCAGCAGCACUACAUCCUCAGUAUGUACAGUAUGUAAAAUAUUGUAUGUCACAAAGAUCAUCAGUGAUUUUUGCUUUUUGGCUUAGAAAUCUUUCGCGCUAGCUUUUUAGGAUCAAAAAGAGCAAUGUAAUCAGAAUCAAAGGGACGAAAUCGACUGUAUUGAAAUUGUUGACUGAAAUUUCAUGUUUUAGACGAAGCUGACAAAGAUGGUAUUAGCCUUUUUUUCUCGUGAUGCGAAGGAUUGAGUGAAUGCAGUUCUGUUGUAGAAUGUUACAGAAUAUUACUGUAAAUUCCACAAGCCACUUCGGUGGUUUCCUUUGAAUAUCUAAGGCCUUUCCUUUCAUUUUAACAUAUACGAUGUCUUUGUGUGUCUAAUAUGCAAUAACCAGCAUUGAUUGCUUUAUUUUAUUUAUUUAUGAACAAUGAAGAAAUGUUGAAGUUAGUUCUCACGUGGCAAGGAAGUAUUUAGUGAAGGACUUAGUCAGUGUUGGUUAAGAGAUCCAGAUUGUCUUAUGCUUCAGCAUGGCCAGUGGUGAUGAAGGCUACCCUUGCAUUGGUCUUGUGUGGCCAGAUGUGAUCUUGUAACGAGAAUGCAUGUCUGAGAGCAACUUUUUGGUGCUGGAUUGUGCCGAAAAUACACAAAAAAACAAGGGAAUGUGCCCUGAAACCCA
Molecule: messenger RNA, 1969 nt
Organism: Pygocentrus nattereri (red-bellied piranha)
Lineage: Eukaryota; Metazoa; Chordata; Actinopteri; Characiformes; Serrasalmidae
Gene: acer3
Product: alkaline ceramidase 3
Exons: 11
Coding region: 35-838 (267 amino acids)
Biological process (GO): phytosphingosine biosynthetic process; ceramide metabolic process
Cellular component (GO): endoplasmic reticulum membrane
Source: RefSeq, a predicted model, not a curated record